Candidozyma pseudohaemuli is the source of this 3795-nucleotide messenger RNA. RefSeq names its product Msb1p (gene MSB1). The transcript has a single exon. The record is from RefSeq and is a predicted model, not a curated record. Gene Ontology annotation, cellular component: cellular bud neck; cellular bud tip. NCBI's taxonomy places the organism in Eukaryota, Fungi, Ascomycota, Pichiomycetes, Serinales, Metschnikowiaceae. The coding region runs from base 1 to 3795 and encodes 1264 amino acids.
AUGGCCCAGGCCAGACCUAAAAGAGACAUGUCUCUUCCUCAACUCCCUCCCGCUGCUCAACAGGAUGAUUCGUCGUCUUCCAUCAUCCCUCGGGACCAGUUCACCCGAAAACGCAUAAAAGACCUCCACAAUUUCAUUACUCAAGAGCUAAAGAAGAGAGGGACGAAAACUCCUCAUGUUUUCCUUCCAUUUCGACUGCGUGUGGACGACCAAAAACUUGAACGGUUUCUAGCCACGAUAUUUCCGAAUGGACAGAUGAUAGACACGCUGAAUGAAUCGGCAACAAAGCGUAUCUUGGCCGGAUUUGAUGAAUUCACGUUAAUUUGCGGUCUUAAAUACCUUUGGUGCAGACUACCGAACCUGGAGAUCAUAGGUUGGGACAAUUACUUGCAUUUUAAGCGCCUCGAGCGUGAACACGGAUAUCCCAAGGAUGCGUUUUUAAGGCUCAUGCCCAAAUGUGUUUCUACAAGAGCUCACGCUUCUAUAGUGUACGACUUCCUUGAUCUCCUCGUCAGCAUUGCGUCAUAUUCACAGUAUAACUAUUUAAGUGGACGCAAAAUCUCAAAGAUGGCUUCGAUGUGGGCCUUUAAUAGUAUGGGAAAUUCAAAGCUGGCGUUUUACGACGCGACGGCAUUCAAAGAGAAUUCAUUUGUUAGCGGUCUAGAGCUGUGGAAGAAAACGUGCAUUGGACUCUUUCACUUGUUUCUCGCGUUCCUUAGAGCCAUGAUGCCAGACAACGAAGACCAACUUUUCAAAGGCCCGAAAUCCUUACAAUCAUUACUUAGCACAAACUCAUACCCGCCACCUGAGAACCUGGACUCCAUCAAAUCCGUCAUCACCAUCCCAUGUGUACACGUCAAGACGACCCGGAGAAGUUCGGAUCCCUACGCAUUGAUUACCAAGAUACGACAGAACCUCAAGUUCGAUCGGAAAGAUGAAUUUGUUUCCGUGGAAAACUACACCAUCCUAAAAAACAUCUUUUUGAAGGACUCGACCAACGAAAUCAUCUCGACGCUCACGGAUGAGUCUCGGAGAAUCUUGACUAGAAUAAGUGACAACCCAAUCCCCUCGAACUACGAUCUCUACCCGGGUUGGACUAAGGAUGGGCCACCACAAGAUCCCGAUAUUCCUUUGUUUUCGGAGAUAUCCAUCACAAACGUUACCCUACAAGACUACUACAUCUGGACCUGGCUCUCAUCGUUGGCUUCUGAUCAGUCCAGCUACGCCAAAGCCUUAUUUGGAAGAUCGAUCGUGGUUGAAGCUGGCUUGCGUGGAUUCCAGAAAUGGUUAAUUUUGACGGAAACCUCCAUUAGUUCAGAUGAGUAUAUCUCUCGCAUGAAGGGCUCCGAGAGACAAAGAUCGAAAUCACCUCUCAGAAGGGAAAAGUCUCCUUUGAAGGAUCUUCCGCCACCUCCUGGAUCCUCGAAUGGCUUGGCUCCACCACCCGUCUCUAAAAAUGGCUUACUUCCGGAAGUGAGCUUUCAGGAAGAGCCUUUUGGGAUGGAGCAAUAUACACAUGAACCAGAUCAUUAUGAGGGCAAGCCCUACCAAGGCCGUAUUGGUCAUCCAAAGCCUGCCGAUGACUACAGCCAGUACAUGAGAGGUUUGAACGAUGACGAUCAUAUGGCACAGAACUUCAACGACAUGAAUAUCAACAAACAAAGUGGCGGUCAGCAAAGACCCCGUCCCCCACCAUUGGACCUUCUGCAACAGGAACAGCCUUUGAAUGUCAAGAAAGUGCAUAAAAGGUCAAAGGAACCGAACGGGCAUGGCAAUGGUCACAGCAAUGGUCAUUAUAAUCCCGAGCACUCUGGGUUUCCACAAGAGCAGUACCCUCAAGAGGCAUUGCAGUAUUCCGCAACACAUCCACCACAAGACUAUAGGGAACCUUACGACAAUUAUACCACGUUGCAUGAUAGGCCUGAAGAGCCACAGUCUACGGAGCCAUUUGACAAUUACUAUGUUCCAGGUUCUCAUCAUGUCUCCCAACCAAAGGAGGCGAAGGCUGUCCAUGACUCAAGCCAUAAAAGUCCAAGGCGCAAACAUCAGGAUCUACCUCCUGCUCCAAUGGAUAACCGAGUGCAAGAUGGCUAUUCAGGCAUGCCGCCUGCUCCAUAUUCACAAGAACCGCCUGCUCCCUACUCUCAGGAGCCUCCGAUUUCACACGAUCCAUAUCUGAUGCCCACUAGCCGUGCAGGCAAUGGUAUUCCACAUCAACCUCAGGAAGUUCCUCAAACUUACCCUGGCGAUCAAUACCAGCAGUACCAAGAGAAUCACUUUCCACCUCAAAAGGAACUCGACAACUCUCAAAUCCCACCACAAAACGGCGAGGCUGUGCCUGAGAAACCGAAGAAAAAGAAGAAGAAAAAGAAGAGUAAGCCGAAGGGGGAUUUCGGCAUACCAGUUGAUCAGUUACCUGACGGUCCUCCGCCGCCUUUGCCUGCUGAACUUUCUCAACAGUUUGAACAUCAACCUCAAAAUGGAGAUUACAAUAACGGGCACGGAGCUUUCAAUGCGACAACACAGCCACCUCCACCACCUGAAAAGUCUGAAGCAAAGGGACUGCCAAGGCAUAUUCAGCAUCCUCGAGCCGCCGACAAGGACCAUCAACCCCAUGAGCAUCCAUUGCAACAAAGUAUUCAGAUCCCACCUCCAGAGAAAACUCCUCGUGGUACGCCAAGCAAGUCGUCUCUUCCCAAAGGAGUGUCUCAUCAUAAUGGAAUGAGUCUGGCUGGUCGCUCUCAAGAAAGAUUGCAUAGUCGAACGCAUGAGGCAUAUACUGGUAGUCCUCCAAAGCAUGGUGCCCACAGUUACAUGAUGCCACAGAAUGCCUCUCCGCCUAGGCCACACGAGAAAGAUCAAAUGAAACUUUCAUUGCCUUCCAAGAGUCAGCCGGGGCAUCAGAUGCCACCUGACCCCUCCCCCACUUACUCCAACGGAAGCUACAAUGGGCCUCCAUCCCAUUCCCCAUCACAUCACCAAAGUGAGCCAUACUCACAAGCACCCCCUACUCAUAUCCCUAAUACUCAACGUCUUCCACCUCAAGAAACUCCAACUGAUCAACCUGGUCAUCAGAGGUCGCCUACAGGAAGAGGUCCAUCGCCCACGUCAGCUUAUACCUCACAUUCACAGCCAAGAUCUCAUCAUAGCGGUGGCUCUCCUUCAGGACAAGCUUUCCAGGGACAAAUGCCUCAAACCCACAUGCAUCAAGAUCCAAUGGCUCCCGGACAGAUGCAACAUCAACCAUCAUAUUCGGGUUCACCUAUGCAUCAACAACCACCCGGACACAUGAUGUCGCCGCUGGCGCAAUAUGCUUCUCCCCCUGUUCAGCACAUGCCUCCUCAGGGUCAACACAUGCCUCCUCAGGGUCAACAAAUGCCUCCUCAAGGUCAACAAAUGCCUCCUCAAGGUCAACAAAUGCCCCCUACAGGGCAGAUGCCUCGUAUGCCAUCGCAGCAAAUGCCUCAACAGAUGCCAAUGCAGCAGCAAAUGAUGCCUCAACAACAGAUGAUGCCUCCCGGUCAGCCUUAUUACUAUCCCCCUCCACCUCCUCAGGGUUACUACCCGCCUCCACAAGGAUAUGGCUAUCCACCUCAGCCAAUGUAUUAUCCACCUCCCCCACAAGGUUACUACGGACAUCCUCCACCACCACAGCAGCAGCAUAAACCCAAGCCAAAGCCUACAACAAGUGAGCUUACCAUGAUGGGAAUGCCUUCUGUUGGUGCCAAAGGUAAAAACAAACCUCCGAAGGCGAACUUGAGGGCUGCAUUGAACAAGGGAGAGUUUGGUAUUUAA